AUAUAUAUCGUCACUAUAAGGAGCAAUUUCACGUAACUUUUAAUCGUUGCCUAUAAGACUGAAAAACGAAAUAAAUUCAUUUAUAAAGUGAAUUUGGACACAUUUAGAUUUUUUCUUUAGACUUGCAAGAUAUUAACGAAGAUUACAACGUAACUAAAUUAUUUCUGUACACUCCGUGUUUAUUUUAUAUUGUAUUUUAAAAAGAAAAUGUCUAUGGUCUCGUCAUUUCGUUGUAAAUGUGUAACAGUGAAUUGUUUAUGAAUGUUGCUUCAGGUAUAAUACAGUAAUGCAAUAUUGAAAAUCUUAUUUUAUUAAGACAAAAUGUCAGAUAACAAUUUGCCGCACAUAUUCUAUGGACUUGAUUCGCCUGGUAGGAUAGUACGUAUAGAAUCUAGUAUUACCACACGGCCUAAUAUUGGUCGUCUUUCAAGUAUAGAAGAAACAUUAAGAAGAUUUAGCACAAAUCUAAGGCCAGAAAGACAAACUAAUGAAUCAAAUAAUGAAAUAUCUGAUGCUCAACCUCCAGCGAUUUUAUCAAAUGAGGAACCAAUACCUAUUGUGUUGUCAGAAUCUGUAAACAUUGCCCAACCGAACGAUAUGAUUGAUGGUGCAUCUUCCCCAGAUCAAUCAAACAUUAAUACAUCAAUAGCAAAUACAGAAGAUGACAAAAGAUAUUGCUGGGUAUGCUUUGCAACGGAUGAAGAUGAUGUAACUGCUUUAUGGGUAAAACCAUGUCAUUGUCGUGGUACAACAAAAUGGGUACAUCAAGGAUGUAUUCAGAGAUGGGUUGAUGAAAAACAAAAAGGACAUGCAGGUGCACAUGUAGCAUGUCCACAGUGUAAUACAGAAUACAUCAUUGUAUAUCCAAAUAUGGGGCCGUUAGUAGUUGUACUAGAUACUAUUGAUGGUAUGGUUUUUCGAAUUUGCCCAUUUAUUGCAGCUAGUAUAGUUGCUGCAUCUGUAUACUGGACAGCUGUAACAUAUGGAGCAGUAACCGUAAUGCAAGUAGUUGGUCACAAGGAUGGUCUAGCUAUAAUGGAACAAGCUGAUCCUUUGGUAUUAUUGGUUGGUUUGCCAACUAUUCCAAUAAUGUUAAUUUUGGGAAAAAUGCUCAGAUGGGAAGAUCAAGCACUUAAUCUUUUAAGGCGACAUGCAUAUAAGGUUCCUAUUUUGAGGCAUUUCUUGCCUAGUAGUUGUUCAAGUGCUGACAGAGUACAAUCUGACGAUCUACCACCUAUGAGUGAUCCAAUGUCAGCAACUCGUAUUCUUUGUGGUGCGCUUUUAUUACCUAGCAUUGCCAGCAUAUGUGGCAAAAUAUUUUUUGAAAGCAUACAUUCUAAUUUUCAAAGAACAUUGCUUGGAGGUAUAGCAUUUAUAACAGUAAAGGGUGCAUUCAAGAUAUACCAUAAACAGCAACAAUAUGUAAGACAAUGUCAACGUCGUAUAAUGGAUUAUACAGAGAGUAAUGUUUCAUUAUAUAGAAGACAACAAAAUUCUGAAACUAACCAGACAAGUUAAAUAGAUACAUGCAAGAGAUUCUUGGAACAAUACACUAUCAAACGACAUCUCAGUUAAAAAAAAACUAAACCUCAUAAUAUACUUU
Molecule: messenger RNA, 1603 nt
Organism: Bombus huntii
Lineage: Eukaryota; Metazoa; Arthropoda; Insecta; Hymenoptera; Apidae
Product: E3 ubiquitin-protein ligase MARCHF5-like
Exons: 7
Coding region: 322-1518 (398 amino acids)
Molecular function (GO): zinc ion binding
Source: RefSeq, a predicted model, not a curated record